This is a messenger RNA of Ramularia collo-cygni, 534 nucleotides long. RefSeq names its product related to mitochondrial import receptor subunit tom-20. The transcript has 2 exons. Gene Ontology annotation, cellular component: mitochondrial outer membrane; mitochondrial outer membrane translocase complex. Lineage: Eukaryota; Fungi; Ascomycota; Dothideomycetes; Mycosphaerellales; Mycosphaerellaceae. The record is from RefSeq and is a predicted model, not a curated record. Gene Ontology annotation, molecular function: transmembrane protein transporter activity. Gene Ontology annotation, biological process: protein import into mitochondrial matrix; protein targeting; tRNA import into mitochondrion. The coding region runs from base 1 to 534 and encodes 177 amino acids.
AUGGCCAGCACGACGCCCUCCUCAGGCCCCUCAGCCACAACAAUCACAAUCUCCCUCCUCUCCAUCACGACAGUGCUCGGGUUGGGAUACGCUCUCUACUUCGACUCCCGCCGUCGCCGCGACCCCGAAUUCCGCAAAUACCUCAAAAAGCAACACAAGCGCGUCGCGAAACUCGACACGGAAGCUUCCAUUGCCGCCGAGCGGUCGCAAAAGGAGCGCAUCACCUCCGUCGUCGCCGAAGCCAACGAGGAGGGUUUCCCGCGUGAUCCCGAGGACACGGAGGCGUACUUCAUGGAGCAGGUGGCCAAGGGAGAGGGCAUGUGCGCGAGUGGGGAGGAUCCCGUCGAGGCGGCGUUGUGCUUUUACAAGGCGUUGAAGGUUUACCCGCAGCCUAGGGAGUUGAUUAGUAUUUAUGACAAGACGGUACCAAAGCCCAUCCUGGACAUCCUCGCCGAGAUGAUCGCCGUCGACCCCAGCAUAUCCGUCACGGGCUCUGCCAGCGCUAGUGAUGCUGGUUCUGCUACCGUCGAGUAG